AUGUCGUGCCCCUCGCGGCUCGUCUGGUUCGGCAGACCUACUCCGUGCGGUAGCAAAGCCACCAGCAUAAGCACCGUCAGCACUCCCUCGGGACGCCGACGUUCCAAGACCCCGGACCUGCGCGAGCUCGCCGUAGUCUUCGAGGGCAUACCGACCUACCGCCGUUACAGGCCCGGCACCGGCCCGCGCCUGCGCCCGAUCACCCUCGUCCCGGUCCGCGACACGACGGCCUACAUCCGCGACGAGUUCUUCGUCCCGCCCGCCUUCUCCGUCGACGGCAAGAAGCGCUUGCAAUAUGUCGUGGGCUGGACCGACCUCCCCGCCGCCCGGCUCCAGGUCGACGCCGAAAGGAUAUGCGACUACGUCUCACCGAUGGCGUACGAGGAGUGGUGCGCCGCGCGGGCUGCUGAAAGAGACGAGGAGGAGCGCAGGAUCGAGGAGGAGGAGAACGUGCGCGCCGUGGCUGAGGCGGAGGCGAGGGAGAAGGGCAUCAUAUUGAACAACGGGGUGAGGGGACGCAGGGGAACGAAGAGGAAGCAUCAGGGCGCGGUCGAGGCCAACACGCCGCCCGCAGCGACCGCGCCGGCGACUGGGGAGAAGAAGACGCGGGGACGGCCUAGAAAGGGCGUGCCAUCGCUCUCGACGCCGUCCAAGAGCAUGAUACCGGAGGACUUUGACGGGUUGGAGACGGAAGGCGACAUCGAGAUGGAGAUCGACGAGGAGGCCGAAGAGAGGGCGAUAUUCCGGCAGCUGAACGGGGAGGAACCCAUGUCAGUCGAAGAAUCCUACGACUCUGGCGAGCUGAGCAGCGCGCGGGCACGAUCAGACCCUCCCGCGAAAAAGCGGCGGACGGGGUCGCCGAGGCCGACGUUAUCACGGCUUCUAUCCAGCAUCGAGACGGACAGCAGUAGCAGCACGCCUUUCGACUCGUCCAGAGGAGCUACCAGCUCACCGGCACUACCGCCGUUGCCUCAACUGGCCUCCCGGCCGCGAGAGACCCCUAUCCUACCGCCGAUGCCUCCGGCGUCCGCCCACCAGACAUCCACGCCCACCGCCCCGCGCACAAAGACGCAACCACAAAAGCGGUCUCUCCUCUCGAUACGAUACCCCCCGUCCACGCCCCAGGAACCGGCCCCAAGGCCCCAGACCCCGAUACCAGUACCUCCAACGAUGCCGCCGCUGGCACCGGCGACCGCGCCACCCACACUCAACCCGCCCCCCAACGGCCUGGGGACGACACCCACUCCAGCCCGGCGCCCCCUGAUCCAGAACACGACGCCGUGGACCAUCUCCCUCGCCGCCUCCAGGAACUUCGCCAACCUCACGCCUUCGCAGCCGAUCCGGUCUAUAGAACAGGCCCCAUCCGCGACACCGAUGCCGGCGCCGCACGGCCAAAGCCCCGCCCUCAAAGGAAACUUCUCCUUCUCCGCGCCGCCCGCUACUAACGCCGGCAGCGAACGAGCUAUCCUCAGGACCCUCCCGCCCACGAAAGACCAAGAAGAAGAGGAAGAAGAGGAGGAGGAAGAAGAAGAAGAAGGCGUCUACGAGGUCCUCCGCCUCGAGGGCCAGCAACAGCGUGUCAUCCGCGGCAAGUCGGUGCGCUAUUUCUUAGUCCGCUGGAAGGGCAACUGGCCCGCCGAGCAGAACCCGACCUGGGAGCCCGAGAGCAACAUCCCGCGCCACCUCAUCCGGAACUACCUCCUCAAAAACCCGCCGCCGCGCGCCCGCGGUGCCGGCGCGCUGCACCGCUACUUCGCCCCCUCGAUGCCGCGAAAGUACUCGUCCGUCUCGGAGGCGUUUGAGGGCGGUGACGGCGGCGGCGGCGGCGACGACGAGGACGAGGAUGCGGUCGAGGAGGGUGACGUUGAGGAGGGGGACGGGGAUGAGAUGCUUCUCGUUACGGACGAGCCGCCUCAGGCCUUCAAGCCCACGCUCUCCUGGUGA
Messenger RNA from Colletotrichum higginsianum IMI 349063, 1944 nucleotides. RefSeq names its product chromo domain-containing protein. NCBI's taxonomy places the organism in Eukaryota, Fungi, Ascomycota, Sordariomycetes, Glomerellales, Glomerellaceae. The transcript has a single exon. The record is from RefSeq and is a predicted model, not a curated record. The coding region runs from base 1 to 1944 and encodes 647 amino acids.